Messenger RNA from Otolemur garnettii (small-eared galago), 3418 nucleotides. RefSeq names its product hemochromatosis type 2 (juvenile) (gene HJV). NCBI's taxonomy places the organism in Eukaryota, Metazoa, Chordata, Mammalia, Primates, Galagidae. The record is from RefSeq and is a predicted model, not a curated record. Bases 1389 to 2687 code for a protein of 432 amino acids. Gene Ontology annotation, molecular function: coreceptor activity. Gene Ontology annotation, cellular component: plasma membrane. Gene Ontology annotation, biological process: BMP signaling pathway. The transcript has 3 exons.
CAAAAUGAAAUUGCAAUUCCUUUAACAAGCUUUUGGAUUGCAGUUAGACUUUUAUAAAAUCACAGAUACCUACUUGGAGGUCUCUGGUCCAAAAGUUGGGAUCUCUCCCUAUCGAGGUCCCCCAAUCUCCAUUUCUCCUUUUGUCUUAUUUCUUUGUGGCCUCCGGCCUCUAGACAUUUGAAGUUAAUCUUUUGUCUCUCCUCCAGUAGUCUGAGCUCCCUCUUUACCCCAGCUCCCUUUUUAAUCCGAUUACUUCAAGAUUCCUGAUGAAAUUUUAAGAGUUUUCUACACUCUUUAUUCUGUAUUUUUCUCACCAGUGCCAAAUUUUGGCCUCAGACAAUUAGUCACUGACACCUUUCUAGUUUGCCCCUACUUAGCAAUGCCCUUCACAUUGGAAUUCCAAGGGUGAGGACUGUCCCUUGUUACAAAUUAUAUUUCAAAAAACCUCUGGUUCCUCCAUUCUAUUUUUCCUCCUCCAGGAUUCUUCUCCCAAUCAUAUCCUUAUCCCAAGAGAGAGGAGUUCUGCUGGAGGGAGUUAGUCCCUCCCAACCCCUGCCCUCAGCAAAAGAUUGAAAAUUUCUAAAUUUGCAAAGGGGAGAUUAAUGGAAAGAAUGGUUCUUCAUUGAGAUUUGGAAACAUACAAGAAGUAAAACAAACUAAAGGAGGAUUGAUUUGCAAGCUUGGUUUGCUCCCUGUUAUCCAAUGAGACAGAGGGAUUAUUAACUGAAGGUCUCUAGAGCUGUUAAAAGAUAUUGGUUCUCUUUUGAUUUGAAUACUGAUAUUCUAGAUGGGAAAGGACUUCCUUCUUUACUCUUUGUGUUCUUCUGACACAAAGAAGGAGAAGAAAUGAAUACUCCUGGAGGGUGUCCCUUACGGACUGGGAGGGACAAAUAAGCAGUAUGUUACUGAUAUGUUUCCAGAUCCUAAUUCUAUUGGCAGUCCCACUAAUGACUGGUAUUUGAUCUAUCCCCAUGCUUCCUCCCUUUUUGGCAUAUCUGCUGUUUGGUAGCUCAGGAUGGGGCAAUACAGUGGACUCUGCCCCCACCCCCACCCCCAUCUCCGAGUUCACUCAAUCUUCUCUCCACCCCCAUCUAGGGUUAUUGCACAAGGGCCCUGAAAGUGUCCACAGGAGAAGGGCACAGAAGCUUAAUAGGCACACUUACAGUUUGGGGAGUCCCCUUCUCCCCAAACUCUAGUCUGCUCAUUUUUUUCUUAAUCUCCCCAGAUUCUCUUCACAUCAUCCUAACCAGUCUUCAACUCUUCUCUCUCCCUAUGCCUGGCCAAAUUUCUUUCUUCAGUCACUUACAGGUCAAGCGGUCAAAAUUCACUAGGUAGGAGGGUCAUCAGCUGGGAAGAGCCCGCGCCUGGGGGGACGUGGCUGGGUAGGUAUGGGGGAUCCAGGUCAGCCCUCUAGUCCACGGCCCCCCUUUGGCAGUCCCCCAACUCUAAGCACUCUCAUUCUCCUGCUGCUCCUCUGUGGACAUGCUCAUUCUCAAUGCAAGAUCCUCCGCUGCAAUGCAGAGUAUGUUUCGUCCACUCUGAGCCUUAGAGGUGGGGGUUCAUCGGGAGCUCUUCGAGAAGAGGAAGGAGAAGAAGGAAGAGGCGGUGGCGGCCGAGGUGGAGGGGUGGGCUCCGGUGGCCUCUGUCGAGCCCUCCGCUCCUACGCGCUCUGCACUCGGCGCACCGCCCGCACCUGCCGCGGGGACCUGGCCUUCCACUCGGCGGUGCACGGCAUCGAAGACCUGAUGAUCCAGCAUAACUGUUCACGCCAGGGCCCCACGGCGCCUCCCCCGCCCCGGGGCCCCGCUCUCUCAGGUGCCGGCCCGGGCCUCCCAGCUCCCGACCCCUGUGACUACGAAAGCCGGUUUUCCCGGCUACAUGGUCGUCCCUCGGGCUUCUUGCAUUGCGCCUCCUUUGGCGACCCUCAUGUGCGCAGCUUCCACCACCACUUUCACACGUGCCGUGUUCAAGGAGCUUGGCCCCUGUUGGAUAACGACUUCCUCUUUGUCCAGGCCACCAGCUCGCCCGUGGCAUCGGGGGCCAACGCUACCACCACCCGAAAGCUCACCAUCAUAUUUAAGAAUAUGCAGGAAUGCAUUGAUCAGAAGGUAUACCAGGCUGAAGUGGACAAUCUUCCUGCAGCCUUUGAAGAUGGUUCUAUCAAUGGAGGUGACCGACCUGGGGGCUCCAGUUUGUCCAUUCAAACUGCUAACCCUGGGAGUCACGUGGAGAUCCGAGCUGCCUAUAUUGGCACAACUAUAAUCAUUCGGCAGGCAGCUGGGCAGCUCUCCUUCUCUAUUAAGGUAGCAGAGGAUGUGGCCAGGGCCUUCUCCGCUGAACAGGACCUGCAGCUCUGUGUUGGGGGAUGCCCUCCAAGUCAACAACUCUCUCAAUCAGAGCGCAAUCGUCAGGGAGCUGUAACCAUUGAUACAGCCAGAAAGCUGUGCAAGGAAGGGCUUCCCGUGGAAGAUGCUUACUUCCAUUCCUGUGUCUUUGACGUUUUAAUUUCUGGUGACCCCAACUUUACUGUGGCAGCUCAAGCAGCUCUGGAGGAUGCCCGAGCCUUCCUGCCAGACUUAGAGAAGCUGCAUCUCUUUCCCUCCGAUGCUGGGGUUCUUCUCUCCUCAGCAACCGUCCUAGCGCCACUCCUUUCUGGGCUCUUUGUUCUGUGGCUUUGUAUUCAGUAAGGAGGUCAGCAAUCCCAGUACUGAUUUGGAAAUGAUUUGGACAUUGAGAAUAGUAUAGAAGAACAUAAAGAAUCACUAAAGAAAAUAGUAAAGACCAGGAGACAUAUGAAACAAUGACGUUUAUACAUAGUCAUAUGAGGCUGAAGUUACAGAAUAAAGAUUCUAGAUAAGGUUUUUGCAUUCUAGACUUUCAUAGGUGCUCUCCACCAAUUUUUCCAAUCCUGCUUAUUGUAAGCAAAUUGCUCUAAUCUACUGUCUACUCCAGAGAUCACCUCUAUAAGCUUAGAGGCGGGGGGGGGGGGUCCUGAUGAUCAAUAAAUUAAGGGUUGAGUUUUUUUAAGAGGCAAGAACUGAAAAAAGAAUACAUGAUCAUUACCCAUAAGAAAUUCAAAAGAGAGGGUGGUGCCUGUGGCUCAGUGAGUAGGGUGUCAGCCCCAUAUACCUAGGGUGGUGAGUUCAAACCCAGCCCCAGCCAAAAUGCAAGAACAAAAAAAGUAAAAAAAAUAAAGUUUAAAAAAGAAGAAAUUCAAAAGAGGAGAAAAUAGGGGGAAAGUUUAUGAUGAAAAUAUGUCAGUCAGGUAUAUUCUGUUUUCUAAGUUCAGAAAUUAAGUGGGCAUUAUCUGGAUAUAUGGGAAGGGAAUCUCUGCUUUUGGAGAACAGCACAGAUAGGACAGAAGCCAUCAUCCCCACCCUUAACUAAUCCACCAUUAAAGUUUGAAUUCUUCACGCCA